Molecule: messenger RNA, 1234 nt
Organism: Zingiber officinale
Lineage: Eukaryota; Viridiplantae; Streptophyta; Magnoliopsida; Zingiberales; Zingiberaceae
Exons: 7
Coding region: 335-1009 (224 amino acids)
Biological process (GO): regulation of DNA-templated transcription
Cellular component (GO): histone deacetylase complex
Molecular function (GO): protein binding; transcription coregulator activity
Source: RefSeq, a predicted model, not a curated record
CGUUUCCCCUGCUUCUUAAUCUGCAGUUGUGAAGCAUUUACUGUGCUUUCUCCUCUACCUUUCUCGCCUCUUUUUUGGUUUUUUUCUUUCUCUCACUUCUUCCCCCCCUACUUUUUUCUUUAUCCUCCGUCUUCUCCCUCGCUGAGGAGAUCGCCGGAAUCUCUUCUGUAAGCAUCAAUUUGAUAAGAUCCACCAAAUUGGAAGCCUUGGCGUGCUACUUGGUCGCCCUAUUCUUGGUAUUUUGCUGGGACGGGUCGCAUUACAGUUGGCUCGCGUUUGAUUUCUUUGCUUCUCUGGAUCGCAGCAUUACGGUUAUUGAAUUUUAUGCUAAUCAAUGGAGGCGGAGUUGUGUUCUGCCCGCAUCCUAUCGCCAUCUCGGGAAGAAAGCGGCGAUGAAGAGCUCUCAGUGCUUCCCAGGCACACUAAAGUCAUUGUUACUGGUAACAACAGAACAAAAUCUGUCCUUGUUGGUCUUCAAGGUGUUGUGAAGAAGGCAGUUGGUCUUGGGGGAUGGCAUUGGCUGGUCCUAAAGAAUGGUGUUGAGGUGAAGUUGCAAAGAAAUGCAUUGAGCGUCCUAGAAGCUCCCACAGGGAAUGAAGAUGACAACGAAGAGAUUGACUGUGACAACUCAUUCUGCAGUAGUUCUGAUGUGGGGGACAAAGAUAUUGAUUACUCUAGCUUAGAGUUCCACAAGUCAACAAAGCCAAGGGUUAGGCAUACAAGGCCAUGGACGUCCUCUGCAAAAUCAAAUAAUGGCCGUAGCAACUACCGAGAUGCUCAUUCAAAUUCUCACAAGCGUCAUACGAGAGUGAAUUUGGCUAAGCUUGGGACAGCCACCUUGUGGAGAUAUUGGCGGCACUUCAAUCUCGUUAACAUUAAUCCCAAUCCUACAAAGGAACAACUGAUACAUGCUGUGCAGAAUCAUUUUCUCUCACAGCAACUGGAUGAGAUGCAGGUCAUUGUAGGAUUCAUCCACGCUGCCAAGAGGUUGAAAAAGCUUUACUCCUAGAUCGAUGCGUGACAUAAGCUAUAUUCCGUGAGGUUGAAGCCUUGAACUAAGUGGAAGAACGAAUCGAGUAUCGACGGUUCUACUAAUUGUAGUGUAAUGUUACUAACCAUCUUUCCAAUCAGUUUGUAGUUGUGCACUGUAUGUAUAUCAGCCUUUCUGAUGUGUGUUUCUAUUCGAAAGGGAUUAUGGAGUACCCUGAUCCGGUAUGGUCAUGGCUUUUGAAUA